CCGUGAUCUUGUCAACCGUAAGACUUUGGCGAAAGAAUCCGUUGGCACAGAGGCAAUCGCUUUAUGAGGGGCUCUAUUUUAAAAGUGGCUUUGAAUCUCAAAUAACAACUCUGAGAAGAUCUUUUAAAAGAUUCCCUUUUCAUUCAUGACUUAAAAAUCUACUGUACGUUUAGCGUGAAACCAUUAAAACAUUUACGAUGAGUGUAGAAGAACCCAACUUGGAACUGACGAUGGAGAGCAGGAACAGCCACAACGGAAGCAGCGACAGGCUUGGACUGAGCUUCACUAUUGACUACCUUCUGUUCAAUAGCGGAGUCAAAGGUUCGAAAGGAGAAGUGACGGCAAGUAGCGCGACGGAGCAGACGGAGAACAAUAUGCUAAAUGACCAGAAUCCUGAACUAAAAGAGGUGGAGAUUCAUCGCAAUGUACAGGGGACGCUCCCACAGGAUCCGGACCUAGACACAGGAAAAAGUAAAACCGAAGAGGAGUGGAACAAAGAAAAACACGAGGAGGGAGAGGAGGAAAUGACCACCACAAGCUGUAGUUCUGACAAAUCUUCAGACAAACCAAACCAGUCGUACAUUGCGCUCAUCUCAAAGGCAAUUCUGGCGUCUGAGGAAAAGAAACUGCUGUUGUGUGACAUCUACCAGUGGAUCAUGGACCACUAUCCUUACUUCAAGAGUCGCAAACUGUCACUGCCUUCACCAGGUGCGACAGCAGAUUGGAUGCAGGCCAAUGGAUUAAAGUUGAUCGCUAGUCGACGUGCUAAAAAGGAUAAAAACUGGAGAAACAGCGUGCGCCACAACUUGUCCCUCAAUGAUUGCUUCAUCAAAGCAGGUCGAAGCGACAAUGGCAAAGGCCACUUCUGGGCGAUUCACCCUGCAAACUACCAAGAUUUUUCAAAAGGCGACUACCAAUGCCGGAGGGCACGGAGAAGGGUGCGCAGGGUGGCAGCUCAGAUUCGUCUUUCCUCCCUAACUUCCCCCUACCACCCUGCCGCCACUCUUACCCUUCCUCACAGAACGACCUGCUGGUGCUGCCCUCAGAUCCCGACACUUCCUCUGUCCUGUUUGACUCCCAGGCUCUACUGGCCAUGGUCCAGCAUGCACCCACAAGUGGGUCUCCACCUGGGUCUCAAUCCCUCUUUACCCUGAGAGGGUUUGACUCCUUCUGUAUUUGCAGUUUUGGAUGUCAUGUUCUUACUAUGUGGUAAAAGGGAAAACUCUAGAAUUUUAUUUCAUGUUGUUCAUGUCGUUAGAUGAUUCCAGUUUACAUUAUAGCCCUAAUUUUAAAAAUAUGAGUAGUUAAAUGAAGAAGUUUAAAUAUUUUCUGCAUUUCACUCCCUUGUAUUCUAGUAUUAGAAAGUUGUGCUAUAAUUUCAUUAAAUUAUGU
Molecule: messenger RNA, 1392 nt
Organism: Poecilia reticulata (guppy)
Lineage: Eukaryota; Metazoa; Chordata; Actinopteri; Cyprinodontiformes; Poeciliidae
Source: RefSeq, a predicted model, not a curated record